Messenger RNA from Aspergillus pseudotamarii, 849 nucleotides. RefSeq names its product translation initiation factor eIF2 subunit beta. The record is from RefSeq and is a predicted model, not a curated record. Gene Ontology annotation, biological process: formation of cytoplasmic translation initiation complex; formation of translation preinitiation complex; translational initiation. Gene Ontology annotation, molecular function: translation initiation factor binding; translation initiation factor activity; mRNA binding. The transcript is spliced from 3 exons. NCBI's taxonomy places the organism in Eukaryota, Fungi, Ascomycota, Eurotiomycetes, Eurotiales, Aspergillaceae. Gene Ontology annotation, cellular component: eukaryotic translation initiation factor 2 complex. Bases 1 to 849 code for a protein of 282 amino acids.
AUGGAUACCAACGGCGAAGUCACGGAGGCGCCUAAGGUGGAGAAGCCCACCGAGAAUGAAGCCACAGCCGACAAGUCGGUCGACGAAGUUACCGAAAUGUUCAAGGGACUGUCCAAGAAGAAGAAGACAAAGAAGCCUAAGGAUGCAGAGGCCGGUGAAGGCGACGAAGCUUCCCCCGCAGCUGACGGCGAAUUCGACCCCACCGCCCUGAAAAAGAAGAAGAAGAAGACCAAGAAGGUCGACGCAGGCGAUUUCGAGGCCAAGCUGGCCGAGGCUGGUGCAGCAGAGAAGGGAGCUGAAGAGACAGAGGAGGUCCUCCCUGAGGGUGAUCUCGAGGCCGGAACUGGUAUCUGGGCCCACGACGCUACACAAGCCAUCCCCUACUCUCUGCUUGUCUCCCGAUUCUUCUCCCUCAUUCAGAGCCACCACCCCGACCUUCUUUCCAGCGGUGCCAAGUCGUAUAAGAUCCCUCCUCCUCAGUGUCUGCGUGAAGGUAACCGUCGUACCAUUUUCGCCAACAUCGCCGAUAUUUGCAAGCGUAUGAAGCGUUCCGACGACCACGUCAUGCAGUUCUUGUUCGCCGAAUUGGGUACCAGUGGCAGUGUUGACGGCAGUCGUCGUCUGGUCAUUAAGGGUCGUUUCCAGCAGAAGCAGCUUGAGAACGUCCUCAGAAGAUAUAUUGUCGAAUACGUUACUUGCAAGACUUGCCGCAGUCCUGACACCGAGCUCAACAAGGGUGAGAACCGUCUGUACUUCGUUACCUGCAACUCCUGCGGAUCCCGUCGUUCCGUCGCCGCUAUCAAGACCGGUUUCCGUGGCCAAGUCGGACGCAGAAAGAGACAGGGUUAA